This is a messenger RNA of Cryptomeria japonica (Japanese cedar), 1474 nucleotides long. Its product is annotated as ADP-ribosylation factor 1. Gene Ontology annotation, cellular component: cytoplasm. The transcript is spliced from 7 exons. Gene Ontology annotation, molecular function: GTP binding; GTPase activity. NCBI's taxonomy places the organism in Eukaryota, Viridiplantae, Streptophyta, Pinopsida, Cupressales, Cupressaceae. Gene Ontology annotation, biological process: intracellular protein transport; vesicle-mediated transport. The record is from RefSeq and is a predicted model, not a curated record. Bases 612 to 1157 code for a protein of 181 amino acids.
UUGUUGUCGUAUGAAAGAGAAGAGUUUGUUGAAGAGAAUGGGAUUCCAAUCCAGGGAAAAAAAUGCAGGUAUAUUCUUCCUCUUUAGCCGACCCGAACAUUCCAAAUCCAAUGCCCAGCUCUAACCACAAAGUUGAUUCUUAUAGCUCGUCGGGAAACAAAAUGCUUCGAUUAUUGUAAAAAGGUUGAUUCAAAACUGCAAGUGGGGAGACUUGGGAAACAUUCCAUUGAACGUCACAAAUUGUCUCCUCUGCAGCUUUUCCAAGAUAAGUUUGACGCCCAUUUACACAGACUAACUGACGGUGAGGGGUUACUUAUUUUUCGUACGGUUAUUUAUGUAAACGCGCGUCAAUUUAAAUCUCUGUUAGCCGCGUUUAUUUUAAGCCGACAUGAAACUUUUUCCGCCUGCCAAUGAGAGAGGAGGGAUGAACAUGCACGCGGCAUAGUGUAGAAUAAAUAGCGGAGGCAUGAGAGCUGUUUCAAAUGUUUAGUGUUUGCAAUUUACAGGAUUUCAUCUCGCGCCUGUUCUACGCGACUACUGAUUUUUUUGAAGUGAAAGAAAAAUAUCUUGAUCUUCCAGGGUUUUAGGUUGAACAUCUACCAGGAUUGACAAUGGGUUUAACUUUCACCAAGCUUUUUCAGCGUAUGUUUGCCAAGAGGGAGAUGCGAAUUCUUAUGGUUGGUCUUGACGCAGCUGGAAAGACUACUAUUUUAUAUAAGUUGAAGCUGGGAGAGAUUGUUACAACCAUUCCCACUAUUGGCUUUAAUGUUGAGACUGUCGAAUACAAGAAUAUUAGCUUCACAGUUUGGGAUGUUGGAGGUCAGGACAAGAUUCGACCACUGUGGAGGCACUACUUUCAGAAUACACAGGGUCUUAUCUUUGUGGUGGAUAGCAAUGAUAGGGACCGUGUUGUUGAGGCAAGGGAUGAAUUGCACAGGAUGUUAAAUGAGGAUGAGUUACGUGAUGCAGUCCUGCUUGUUUUUGCAAACAAGCAGGAUCUUCCAAAUGCAAUGAAUGCUGCUGAGAUCACUGAUAAGCUUGGUCUGCACUCCCUACGCCAGCGACACUGGUAUAUUCAAAGCACUUGUGCUACUUCUGGUGAAGGCCUUUAUGAAGGCUUGGAUUGGCUUUCAAACAACAUUGCAAGCAAGGCUUGAGGAUAAUGCAUGCUUGAAAGGAACGGGUUUAGUGAUCCACCGUAUGUUUUUAAUCAUGAGUAAGGGAGAAGGAGUUGUGUAUUAGCCUUUUGAAUAUGGAUCAUUUUGCUUCUAUUGUGUACCUACAAUUAUUUUACUCUUUUAAGAAUUAAGCAAUUUUUAUAUGUGGGGCUCUUUAAUCUCCAAGAACCCAGUUUCCUCUAUUUUGUUGCGAGUUAUUUACGAGAGCCCCUAUCUGUUGUAUAUGAUCGCACAGAAAUGCCAAAUAUUAAAUUUGCAAAGAUAGCUGUAAUAUAUUAAGCAUUUGGUGAAAAUGA